CCGAGUUGUCCGUUGCAUAUCCACAACUCAACUCGGUAAAAGCAUUUUUCAAGACCCACUCAAAAUCAAAUAGAUUUUGGGUGAGGGACUACGACGGCGACGACGACGACGACGACGUCACCGGUCAAGUGUCAGUUUUAUCCCGUGAAACAAAAACCACUGUAAAUUAAAGCAUUCGGUUUGUGUGUGUGUAAGAGAGAGAGAGAGAGAGAGAGAGAGAGAGAGAGAGAGAGAGAGAGGGUUUCAGGCGAGUGAAAAAAUGGCCAUUGCUGACGAGAACUCACCGUCGGACGGUAAAGUUUGGGGAUUGUUUAAGCUACCGUUUCGAAACUCAGGAAAUUCGCAUUCAACGACGUCGUCGCACAGUACUCAUCAACAGCAACAAAGUCAGAGUCAGAGUCAGAGUAAUUCGCAUGUGCAGGGAUCGAAUGUUCAUAACAACAGUUCGAGCUCUGUAUCUUCCGUUGCCAGAUCUCUGCUUCCGACACGGCGUCGCUUGAGGCUUGAUCCGUCCAAUAAACUGUACUUUCCAUAUGAACCUGGUAAGCAAGUCCGAAGUGCUAUUAGGAUUAAAAAUUCAAGCAAGUCUCACGUAGCUUUCAAGUUCCAAACAACUGCACCAAAAAGCUGUUUCAUGCGUCCUCCAGGAGCUAUUCUUGCUCCUGGUGAAAGUCUCAUAGCGACUGUUUUCAAGUUUGUGGAGCCUCCAGAGAACAAUGAAAAACCAAUGGAUCAAAAGAGCAAGGUGAAGUUUAAAAUCAUGAGCCUAAAGGUGAAAGGACCGAUGGAUUAUGUACCUGAGCUGUUUGAUGAGCAGAAGGAUCAAGUGGCAGUGGAGCAGAUAUUGCGGGUUGUUUUCUUGGAUAUUGAACGUCCUAGCCCGGCUUUGGAGAAAUUGAACCGCCAGUUGGCUGAAGCUGAGGCUGCUCUUGAGGCUCGCAAGAAGCCUCCAGAGGACACGGGUCCAAAGAUUAUUGGUGAAGGGCUCGUAAUCGAUGAAUGGAAAGAACGAAGAGAAAGAUACCUGGCUCGACAGCAGGUUGAAGGGGAGGUGGACUCGGUAUAAAUUGGAGGUUUUUAUUUCUGUGAACUGUUUAUUUUUGUAUGAAUAUUUGAGUAUAUUUCUAUUGAAUCAUUGAUGGAUGUAUGAUCUUCUAUCUUCCAUGCUUUGAUGUCUUGAAGAAGUUGGGUAGGAGACAAGUAUUAAAUCUGUUGCUGUAAAAAUUGUGAGUUGUUUCUUGUGACUUGAGGUACUUCACAUUUGGCUUGUUGCCACCAACCUGUAGAUAUGGAAUUGGCUUGCUUGCUUAAGAGAGAAAAACUAUUGGUUUCUUUGGGUCACAAACUACUCUUUUUUAGGUUUUUAUGUCAUGCAUCGGAUAUGGUAUAGCGUGCAUGUUAUUUUAUGGUAAUCAUCUCCCUCCCCUCCUCUUUCCUUAACUGGCAGGCGUUCUUUAUCGCUGACAGCGUAGUUACUGCGAUAUUUUGAGAACAUA
Molecule: messenger RNA, 1496 nt
Organism: Ilex paraguariensis (yerba mate)
Lineage: Eukaryota; Viridiplantae; Streptophyta; Magnoliopsida; Aquifoliales; Aquifoliaceae
Source: the annotation of a GenBank genome assembly